This is a messenger RNA of Gilbertella persicaria, 562 nucleotides long. RefSeq lists its product as uncharacterized. Gene Ontology annotation, biological process: NAD+ catabolic process; NADP+ catabolic process. Lineage: Eukaryota; Fungi; Mucoromycota; Mucoromycetes; Mucorales; Choanephoraceae. The record is from RefSeq and is a predicted model, not a curated record. Gene Ontology annotation, cellular component: cytosol. Gene Ontology annotation, molecular function: NADH pyrophosphatase activity. The transcript has a single exon. The coding region runs from base 245 to 463 and encodes 72 amino acids.
AGAUGCAUUCUUGUAUAGCUGGUAAGUGAAAUAUUUACAUUGAAAGUGACUAACCAAUCUAUAGGUUUUGUGGAAGCUGCAGAAUCUUUAGAAGAGGCGGUGCGUCGUGAGGCAUAUGAAGAAACUGGUAUUGUUGUGAAUCGCGUGGCUUAUCAUAGUAGCCAACCUUGGGUAAAUAUUGAUCUUUGCCAAGCAAAUUUAUUUAAGUUCUAUUAUAUAUAUAUAGCCAUUCCCAAACUCAUUGAUGCUUGGAUUUAUUGCUGAGGCUACUUCGACCGAAAUCAAAUAUGCGGAUGAUGAGCUCGAAACUGCUUCUUGGUUUUCUCGUGCUGAAGUCAUUGCUGCUUUGAAUAGCGAAACCAAUGCUUCUUUCUCUAUGGCGCCUAAGGGAUCUCUUGCCCAUACUUUAGUGAGUGCAUGGAUAAAUGAUAGGAAGUGGAAUCCAACUACUGCAAAGAUGUAAACAUUAUGUUUAUUUAUAUUUUCUCGGGGCGGGGUUUUAUUGAAUCAUGAGAGAGACGAAAAAAGUCAUAUAUAAAUAAACUUUAUUUUUAUCCAUUUC